Messenger RNA from Cercospora beticola, 2101 nucleotides. RefSeq lists its product as uncharacterized. Lineage: Eukaryota; Fungi; Ascomycota; Dothideomycetes; Mycosphaerellales; Mycosphaerellaceae. The record is from RefSeq and is a predicted model, not a curated record. Gene Ontology annotation, molecular function: oxidoreductase activity, acting on NAD(P)H, quinone or similar compound as acceptor.
CAUUCUGCAAGUGGCGUCUUCCUUGCCACCAGACACCAUGGCACUACGAACAAAAUUUCGCUACAGAGACUCGGAGUGGAAGGUGCUUGGAGACCAUCUCUCUGUCGAUCCACCUGACUGGCUGUCGCUUCCUCCAUGUUGAACCGCCUUCUGAUCUUCCGUUCUCCCAAACCGCCGAUAACAACAGCCGCUUAUCGCUUCUCGCACUACGCAAGACCAGCCAUGUCCGUGGCGCCGACUGUCCGAAUCAACGGCGACCUCAACAACACCGAGGUCCUUCGGCAGACCAUCGUGCCUCCUCCAGAUCCGGCGUACCACCAGCGGACUCUUGCCAUUUCCGACGAAGAAGACCACCCGGCCAUACGCGAGAAAUACCGGCCCUUCCUCUUGCGUGAAGACCUGACUCACAGCGAUUGGAUCUCGAAACUAGAACUCAGCACAGCGCUCAAGCUGGUCGAGGCCGAUCUGGCGCAGAACCACGGCCAAAGACUCCGCGUCCUCGUCCUCGUCGGCAGCCUCCGAGCCCGGUCAUAUUCAAGACUACUCGCCUACGAGUGCUCCCGCAUCCUCUUCCGCUUAGGCUGCGAUGUUCGCUUCUACGAGCCCGCCGGCCUGCCCGUCAAAGAUGAUGUGCAACACCAGCACGAGAAAGUCCAGGAAUUGAGAAACCUGAGCAAAUGGAGUGAUGGCCACGUCUGGGUCUCGCCAGAGCAACACGGAAAUCUCACUGCUGUGUUCAAGAAUCAGAUCGAUUGGGUGCCUCUUAGCGCUGGUUCCGUUCGCCCAACUCAAGGUCGCACCUUGUCAGUCCUUCAAGUCUCUGGUGGCUCUCAAUCCUUCAAUUCUGUCAACAGUCUUCGCAUAUUGGGACGCUGGAUGCGCAUGUUCGCGAUACCCAACCAGUCUUCGAUUCCAAAGGCCUACACGCAGUUCACCGAUGCGGUCGAUCCUUCAGAUGAGGCGGCGUUCCUCGAGGCAGAAGGCGGCAGUCGUCUCAUGCCAUCUGGCAACCGGGACAGAGUCGUAGACUGCAUGGAGGAGUUUGUGAAAUAUACCCUUGUCAUGCGACAGCACUUCGACCUGUUUUCCGACAGAUUCAGCGAAAGGGCUGAACGACAAUCGAAAAUUGAUGCAGAGCAGAAGAGCAGCCAGGCACCGGCAGACGGCGUUGUCAAUGGCGUCAACACAGGUGAUAUCUGAGUCAAGAGCUCUCCCUCGACUAGCAUCGCCGUCGUCGCAAUGGAGUAUCGUCGUGCAGGAUAGCUGGUGCAUCUCGCGAGGUCUUGCUUAUCGAUAUUGUUGCUCAGCUCACGUGGGUGCCGCUCACUGUCAAUAUUCUGGGGUCGUUCCAAGGCAAACGAGCAUCGCCUGCCCGCAUGCACGCCCUUCUUCUGCGUACAGCAAUUCUACGUACACCCAAACUUGCCUUGGGGUAGGUCAGCAACGCCCAGGGCAUGCGAAUAGUGCACUUCCUGGCCUACCUUUUUAAGUCUCAACUCUUCGUGCGACUGGUCAUGCGGCGCUCAAGAACGCUACCAUCGCCACAAUCGCACUUGCCAGCCCACCUGCAAAGGCGGUUUCCCGUUCCAAGCUUCCUUCGCAAUAAGUUGCGGCCAUACUGCCAGCAUCCACAACGUUAAUCAAUGCUGCGCAUCGAGAGAGCAACUUUCGGACGCGAAGGUCAUGCAUGUACAGGAGAAGGGCCAUUCCGAAAACCAGGUCUCUGGAGCCUCCGAUCCGAGUCGCGAUAGGGUUCACUCGAGCUGGUGAAAGGUUGAAAAUGUUGAUUGCUGUCCAGCGAGGACAUAUGACUGAGCUGAGGCCGAGAGUGAGCUGGUAUAGUGCCAGAAGUCUGGCGAGGAGCAGAUUGAGAGAGGCCAUUGCAGAGUCGGGUCAAGUGAAGCACUGCAACAUACAAAAAGCCCCAUUAUCGAUGUGUGUCGGCCAGGGAAGCAUUUAUCGAUGUCAAACCCUGUCCAAGAUCUAGGCAGCAGUGCUGCUAGUCUCCAGGUGCCUUCGAGUUUUGCACUGAUGGAGCCUAUCCCCAAUUUUGACACCGUGCAAGCAUAUGGAUGUUUUGGUCACGAUUUCUGGCACCACG